CCAUCCAUUACUUACACACAACUAUUGAUCCAUCCACAAUCUCACCAUGAGUUGCUUUCCCUGCUUUUCGUCUAAGAGCAAGAAAGGGAUCGAUAAGAACAACGACAAUUCCGCCUCCUUCUCCUCCGGCCACCGUACUCCGCCGCACCCUAAGUCCCCUGCACCAGAAGCAAUCAAAACAAAGCCCACAGAGGAAGGGAAGGAGAAAGCACAUGAAGGUGAAAAAAUAGAUGCCCAGAACUUCACUUUCCGGGAGCUAGCCACGGCUACAAAGAAUUUCCGCCAGGAAUGUCUUUUGGGUGAAGGUGGGUUUGGGAAGGUCUUUAAGGCUACCCUUCAACCAAGUGGCCAGGUGAUGGCUGUGAAGCAGCUUGAUAGAAAUGGUAUGCAAGGGAACAAGGACUUCCUUGGUGAGGUUAAGGCAUUGAGCCUUCUAAAGCAUCCAAAUCUUGUGAAGUUCAAUGGAUAUUGUGCAGAUGGAGAUCAAAGGAUUUUGGUGUAUGAAUAUAUGCCUGGAGGUUCUUUGGACGAUUGUCUCUUCGACAUAAAAGAAGAUAGAAAGCCAAUGGAUUGGUUUGCUCGUAUAAAAAUAGCAUUAGGAGUUGCAAAAGGAUUGGAAUACCUGCAUGACCAGACGGAUCCUCCCAUAAUAUUUCGUGAUUUGAAGUCAUCAAACAUCUUGCUCGAUGAAGAUUUCAGCCCAAAGCUUUCUGAUUUUGGACUCGCAAAUCUCAGCGGCGGCGGCGGCGACAAGUCUCCGUUGCCGUCAAGGGUCAUGGGCACCUAUGGCUACUCUGCUCCUGAGUAUACAAGAGGUGGUCAACUCACCGCCAAGUCUGAUAUAUACAGCUUUGGAGUUGUGAUGCUUGAACUCAUCACUGGAAGAAAAGCUGUCGACACUACAAAACCAAAUAACGAGCAGAAUCUUGUUGCUUGGGCACAACCAUUUUUCCGAGAUCCAAAGAGAUUUCCAGACCUGGCCGAUCCUCUCCUAGGACGGUUGUUCCCGGAGAAAGAUCUGAAUCAGGCCGUCGCCGUCGCUGCCAUGUGUCUGCAAGAGGAAGCAGAAGUCCGUCCUCUGAUCGCAGACGUCAUGAUUGCCCUCAGCUUCCUAUCCACAACUCCGGAUGAGAACCUCCGUCCGCUCCCUUACCCGCCGGAGCCUGAGGACGAGGAGGACGACGACGAGGACUACUCCUCUUCAGACUGUUCAGAUUCCGAUACCGAAUCUCGAAACAUCGGAAAAGACGGCGCAUCUGGAAACUUCACAAGUGCAAGAAACCACGAAACAGACAUCUCAGAUGACGAAGAAGAAGACAUCAGUCCAAGAACUCAGAAACCUAAAAAGAAAAAGAAAAACAAAGAAUCUGAUCAAAAACGAGUCGGAUUCAAAGACGACGUACAACCACCGCCAAAUCACUCCCGAAAGAACAGCUCCUCAUCGAGCGAUGGAGGCUCUUCAGCUAGAAGCAGCAACGCAUCGGAAAAUGAAAAUAACAGAGAUUCAUCGAAUAAUGUAAAUAGAAGUGAUUCUACAUUAGAUCAUAAACAAGAGUAG
Molecule: messenger RNA, 1558 nt
Organism: Cucurbita pepo subsp. pepo (vegetable marrow)
Lineage: Eukaryota; Viridiplantae; Streptophyta; Magnoliopsida; Cucurbitales; Cucurbitaceae
Product: putative serine/threonine-protein kinase PBL25
Biological process (GO): protein phosphorylation
Molecular function (GO): protein kinase activity; ATP binding
Source: RefSeq, a predicted model, not a curated record